UUAAAACCUUUGAGCAAAGUACACACACACACUUGAAGCAAAAGCAGCCUCUUAGCUGCAGCUAAGCCAGCUGGGGAGCCAAAGGAGCACAGCAUACACACAGCUGAGAGGCAGACCUCAGCAAAAUGAAUCGUCACGAUGAACUAGACAUGCAUGAAGGCAGACAUUUGGAUGACAUGUUACAACCAUCACAGUAUGUGAAGAAAAAAACACUCCAGAAAUACAAGAUAAUCUGUGCUUUUCUGCUAGUUGCUUUGGUGGUUGUGUCGCUGGGACUAGGUUUGGGACUUGGACUAAACCGUGGAGCCCAGGAGCAAGUCAGCUGCAGGCACAAAUGCAAUGAGCCCUAUCGGAAAGAGGUGGCAGGCUGUCAGUGUGACAGUGGGUGCAAAGAGCGUCAAGACUGCUGCUGGGAUUAUGAAGAUGCCUGUGUGGAGCCAACCCGAUCUUGGAGAUGCACUAAUUUCCGUUGUGGUGAGAAGAGGCUACCUGGAAGUUACUGUUCUUGUUCUGAUGACUGUUUGCAGAAUAAAGACUGCUGUGUAAAUUACAACAGCAUUUGCAAAGGUGAAAUACCUUGGGUAGAAGAACCAUGUACACCACUUGAAACUCCUCAGUGUCCAGCUGGGUUUGAUGUGCCACCACUUAUCCUUUUUUCAAUGGAUGGUUUUAGAGCAGAAUACUUGCAAACCUGGGGUUCGUUGCUGCCAAAUAUUGAAAAACUCAAAACAUGUGGCACACAUUCAAAAUACAUGAGAGCUGCUUACCCCACAAAAACUUUUCCAAACCACUAUACUAUUGUCACAGGAUUGUAUCCAGAAUCUCAUGGUAUUAUUGAUAACAGCAUGUAUGAUGUAGACUUGAACAGGCACUUCUCACUUUCAGGGACCGAAAAAUUCCAGCCUGAGUGGUGGAAGGGACAGCCGAUGUGGCUUACAGCAAUGUACCAAGGUUUGAAAGCAGGAACAUUCUUUUGGCCAGGCUCUGAUGUUCCCAUUAAUGGUACAUACCCGGACUUGUACAAAAUGUACAACAAUUCAGUUACAUAUGAAGAGAGAAUUUCAGGAAUACUGAAAUGGCUUGAUUAUAACAAAUCUGAAAGGCCUGAUUUCUACACUUUGUAUGUUGAAGAACCAGAUUCUUCUGGACAUUCAUUUGGACCAGUUAGUGCUGGCGUAAUCAAAGCCUUACAGCUAGCAGAUCAAACACUAGGAAUGCUAAUGGAGGGACUUAAACAGAGAAACCUGCACAAUUGUGUAAAUCUCAUUGUUUUAGCUGAUCAUGGGAUGGACAAGACCUACUGCAGCCAAUUAGAAUACAUGACUGAUUACUUCGAACAGGUUAAUUUCUACAUAUAUGCUGGGCCUGCAGCUCGCAUUCGAGCAAACAAGGUUCCUCAGGACUAUUAUACUUUUGACUCAGAAGGAAUUGUUAAAAACCUCACAUGCAAAAGAUCCCCUCAGCACUUCAAGCCUUAUCUGACACCUAACCUGCCAAAACGGUUCCAUUAUGCUAACAACAUUCGUAUUGACAAAGUUCAUCUUCUGGUGGAUCGACAGUGGCUGGCUGUAAGGGACAACAGUUACACGUUUUGUGACGUAGGUAACCAUGGCUAUGACAAUGAAUUUAAAAGUAUGGAGGCUAUAUUCCUAGGAUAUGGCCCAAGUUUUAAAGAAAAAACAGAAGUGGAUGCUUUUGAAAACAUCGAGGUUUACAACCUUAUGUGUGAUCUGCUACAUAUUACACCAGCACCAAACAACGGAACACAUGGCAGCUUAAACCACCUGUUAAAAAAACCUUUUUACAAUCCUUCACAUGCAAAAGAGGAGUCAUCUCCUUUAUCAUGUCCGGUUUCCAGUCUGGUUCCUGCAGAUAAUUUGGGAUGCACAUGCAAUAUCACAGAUCUUUCAGUAGUAAACAAGAGGUUAAAUCUCACCACAGAUGAAAUAAAGAAUGUAACCUCAUACCAUUUGCCAUAUGGGAGACCCAAAGUUCUUCAGAAGAACAACAUUUAUUGCCUCCUUCCCCAUUAUCAGUAUGUGAGUGGAUACAGCCAUGAUAUCUGGAUGCCACUGUGGACUGCAUACACUGUGAAUAAGCCUGAAAGCACAUCUUCUCUUCCUCCCACUGGUUCAGACUGUCUGCGGGCUGAUGUUAGAAUCCCUGUUGCUCAUAGCCAAAAUUGUUCCGACUACCCAGAAGGACUGAACUUGACAUAUGGUUUCCUCUACCCUCCCAACUUCAGUUCAUCCACUCUUGAACAGUAUGAUGCCCUACUCACCAGCAAUAUUGUUCCCAUGUAUGAAGCUUUCAGAGACAUAUGGGACUAUUUCCAUAAUGUGCUUCUUCAGAAGUAUGCCAGAGAAAGGAAUGGAGUAAAUGUUAUCAGUGGACCAGUAUUUGAUUACAAUUAUGAUGGCCAUUUUGACACUCCUGAUGAAAUUACACAGCAUGUAAACAACACACAAAUCCCUAUCCCAACCCAUUACUUUGUGGUUCUGACUAGCUGCAAGAACAUAUCCUAUACUCCCCUGAACUGUACAGGCUCUUUGGAUGUUCUGUCUUUUAUCAUUCCUCAUCAACCUGACAACACUGAAAGCUGUGCUGAAAAUAGGUUGCCUUCUGAAUGGGUUGAAGAAAGAGUUCAGGCUCAUUCGGCACGUGUUCGUGAUGUGGAGCUGCUAACUGGGCUUGACUUUUACCAGGAAAGACAGGAAUCCGUCUCUGAGAUCUUACAGCUAAAGACAUAUUUACCAACAUUUGAGACUGAAAUUAACUGACUUUGUGUUUAAAAAGUGGUAUUUGGAAGAAAGAAAAUCAAAGUGAUUUCCUUGCUAAAUAAUGCAGGAAAAAUUACUACAACUCCUCAUUAAGAAAAUACACAAUACACAACUACUUUUGUUUUCAGAUUCGUGUUCUUCAGUCAAGUGUUUUGUAUGAACUAAAUAAAAAUUAUCUUAAUGUACUUAAAUUGUCAUUGCUAAGCCAAUUUUCUAAAUUGAGAAUAUUUUAAUGCAAAUGGUUUGGGGAAAAACAAACAAACAAACAAAACCUGUAAAAGGAACAUGUUUCGUAGUAGAGAACCCAGAACUGUAAGCUGUAUAGAAACUUUCUACAAUGGAGCUGGAAAGUGAAACAUUUUGAAAGGACUGUGUGUGCUUUUCCCCUUGUGUUUAUCAGUGAGGUUAAGGUUAUCUAAUACUAGUAUGCCCUGGAAUGUCCUGAAUUCCUCUUUCUUAUCCAAUUCACACGGAAACUCCUAUGUACUUAAAAAAAAAAAAAAAAUCAGACUCACAUAGAAUCUGUAUAUAGUGGACUUGUCUGCUAUGACCAUCCAUUGUCUUUUCCACUUGAGUUAAUUCAUUAUACUAGUAACAACUGAAGUGAAAUUAGAGUCAAUGAGUAAUCUGUAUUCCGUACAGUUCAGAAACCUUAAUGUAUUCUGAACAAGAAGAGGUGAAAGAAACACUCUGGACAGAAGGAUUUUGUCAGGAUAUUUACCUGUAUUUGCAAUGAUUCAUGAAUCUGGCAACUCCAAAAUAUUUGUGUUUAUUUUUAAAUAGUUAAACCUGAGAUUAGAGGAUGAAAUUAGUGGUAACAUGCAAAAAAAUGGUCAGUGUUACUUUCCGUAGUGACUUUAUACACAAAAAAUCUCUCAAACUGCACUGUACAAAAAUUACUGCUGUGAGCAGGUCAGCAGGACAAGGCAGCGGAAAUUCCCCAAUUCUGCUAUUACAGAAAUGCUAUGUGUUAAUUGAGUGUUGAGCUGAUUUUCUCCAAUAAAAGUGCUAUUAAAUACAGGUAUGAA
Molecule: messenger RNA, 3808 nt
Organism: Anas platyrhynchos (mallard)
Lineage: Eukaryota; Metazoa; Chordata; Aves; Anseriformes; Anatidae
Product: ectonucleotide pyrophosphatase/phosphodiesterase family member 3
Biological process (GO): nucleoside triphosphate catabolic process
Molecular function (GO): metal ion binding; nucleic acid binding; nucleoside triphosphate diphosphatase activity
Source: RefSeq, a predicted model, not a curated record